AUGCCGCCACCGAUGCUGCAGGCGGAGCGAUCCGCUUUGCAGGCAGCCCUGGCGAAGGCGGGCAGCUCAAAGCUCGCAUCUUUCGCGAUCUUUGCUCUGUGGCUUCCUGUGUGGUCUCAGGCGGAGCAGGAGAACCAGAAGUUUGCGGAAGAUGAGGCCGGUGGCAAGCCCACAAGAGCAGACAAGAUCCCACCUGCCGAGCGGUUCCCCACUGUCAGUUGGGCUGGAGGCCGACUUGAAGAGCAUGAGGAACCGCGCCGAGACCAAGGCCAAGCAGGCGAAGGCCGAGAGGCGGAGCUUGGAGUCGAAGCUGACGGAGCUCGAGGCCGAGGCCAGUGCACGGACGGCGGAGCUGGCCACGGCCCUCGCGGCAGAGAAGGCUGGAAAGCGAAAGCUCGAGGAGCAGCUUGCUCAGGAACACGCCGCACGUGCCGCAGCCACCUCACAGCUGAAGCAGUCAGCAGAGGCGCUAGAGCUGGAGCAGGUCGCCAAAGUGGAAUCCGAGAAGC
This is a messenger RNA of Symbiodinium sp. CCMP2456, 509 nucleotides long. NCBI's taxonomy places the organism in Eukaryota, Dinophyceae, Suessiales, Symbiodiniaceae. The record is from the annotation of a GenBank genome assembly.